UGAUAAAUUUUUCGUUCUUCCUAUCCUGUCCGCAAGUCUAGUUCUACAAAAUCAACAAAAUGUCCUUCUUAAAACGAUUCAUGGCUACUGCAAGCACGGCCUCUACAAAAGCCAAUGUUUUUUUCGACGUGGCGAUCAACUCAAACCCAGCUGGACGUAUUGUGUUCAAGCUUUACGAUAACGCCGUACCAAAGACAUCGAGGAACUUCCGAGAGCUUGCAACAGGUCAACACGGCUUUGGUUACGCUAAAAGUAUUUUCCACCGCAUAAUCCCUGGCUUCAUGGUUCAGGGUGGAGACUUCACAAAUAAUAAUGGCACGGGUGGAAGGUCAAUCUACGGACCCAAGUUCCCCGAUGAAAACUUUACCACUAAACACUCCCGACCGGGCCUUUUGUCUAUGGCGAACGCUGGCCCCAAUACCAAUGGUUCUCAGUUUUUCAUUACCACCGACGUUACCCCAUGGCUUGAUGGCAAGCAUGUCGUUUUCGGCGAAGUCAUAGAGGGCAUGGAUGUUCUCAAAACAAUUGAAGAACAAGGAUCUGCCGGUGGACAACCCAAAACCAAGGUUUCCAUCACGUCUUCGGGAACCGUUUAGAUGAUUUACAUUUACUAUCUGGAACAUAACUUCAUCUUCAGCGGACUAAUAUACUUGGGCGACUGGGGUGUUUGAAACCGAUACACCGGGCGCAUCCCUCGAAAUUUGAAUCUCGAGUUUGAAAAUACAGGCACUCGCAUCCGACAGGUGGUUUAGGAACCUGGGAUACUCUGGAGCGUGAUUGAAGGAUGGAGGAUACGGUGCCUCGAUAACGUCGCGUUUCAAAAGCUUCGUAACGCCUGGCCGGGUUAGGAACCUUGCUAGAUUUACCCCCACAGAAACGCGGUCUUUAUUCUGGGUCUUGCUAGACAGUUUGCUAGAUCCUGAAUCUUGCAGAGCUUGCUGUCUGUUUUUUCAUUGACGUGAUUUAGGAUCUUUGGUUCCGCAUCGUAUCGUAAUCACUUCAAACUCUCCUUCCACUUCUGCCAUCACCCUGCCAUUUUCGUACAUUAUCAGCCAUUCAAACCCGGCUUUCACUGAAAUCGUCAGGCUUGCUAAAAUAUCAAUUUGCAAGGAUUUCAUGCUCGUGUGGUUUAUGUGGUUUGCAUUAUCGAAUUGAACGCUC
Messenger RNA from Marasmius oreades (fairy-ring Marasmius), 1161 nucleotides. Its product is annotated as cyclophilin peptidyl-prolyl cis-trans isomerase Cyp2. NCBI's taxonomy places the organism in Eukaryota, Fungi, Basidiomycota, Agaricomycetes, Agaricales, Marasmiaceae. The record is from RefSeq and is a predicted model, not a curated record. The transcript is spliced from 7 exons. The coding region runs from base 60 to 596 and encodes 178 amino acids. Gene Ontology annotation, molecular function: peptidyl-prolyl cis-trans isomerase activity. Gene Ontology annotation, biological process: protein peptidyl-prolyl isomerization; protein folding.